AUGGACGGCACCACCGACCCCCAGCCACGCCGCUACAAGUCUCCCUCCGACCUCGCCCGCGCACCACCCUCCUCCCCACCCCGCACCGCGCGCAUCACCUCCACCAGCACCACCACCAUCACCACCACCCGCCGCAAUUCGCCCUACCUGCCCACCCCGACCGAGCUCGCCCUCCUCGCGCUCUACCCGGCCAUCCUGCUCUUCGGCGCCGUGUACGCCGUCCUCUCCCCGACCGUGCCCUACCCCGCCGCGGCGGGCCAACAACAACAACAACCUCCUCCACCGCCCCCCUCCUACUUCGCCCGCAAGGACAACCUGCUCAACACGCUCUUCGUCAAGCGCGGCUGGGCCUGGAUCACCCUCGCCUUCGCCUCCUUCGUCGUCACCCAUCCUGCGCUAGCGGGUCGUCGCCGCCGGCUGCGCCUGCUGCGCGCCGCCGUCCUCCGCUGGGCGCUGGUCACCGUCUGGUGGGUGUUUGUCACGCAGUGGUUCUUCGGCCCCGCGCUCAUCGAUCGCGGGUUUCGAUGGACCGGCGGCAAGUGCGAGGCUGUAGCGACGGUGGUGGGGGAGGGGCGGGAGGGGCCAUCGCCCGCGGGCGUCGUCAAGGAGGUGCUUACCGCCGCGGCGUGCAAGGCGUCGGGGGGCCGGUGGAGCGGGGGGCAUGAUAUCAGCGGGCAUGUGUUUCUGUUGGUGCUGGGGAGUUUCUUUCUGGUGCAGGAGGUCGGGUGGGUGGUUGCGAGGUGGGGGCGGUAUCUCGGGGAGGAGAGGUGUGUGGUGAUGAGGGACGGGGCGGUCAAGGGCGCUGCGGUGGAGGCUGAACGCGAAGGCGGGGGGCGGAUGGAGGGUGUGGAGGAGGGGGUCGGGCUUCCGGUGCUGGAGGCGUUGGGGCUUGGAGGACGGUUCGCGGCGGCGGUGGUGGGGUUGUGCGUGUGGAUGCUGCUCAUGACGGCGAUUUACUUCCAUACGUGGUUUGAGAAGCUUACGGGUCUCUUGGUCGCCCUGGCUGGGCUGUAUGUCACGUAUGUCCUCCCGCGCUGGGUGCCGGCGCUGCGUGGCAUCGUCGGACUGCCGGGGAUCUGA
Thermothielavioides terrestris NRRL 8126 is the source of this 1080-nucleotide messenger RNA. RefSeq lists its product as uncharacterized. Gene Ontology annotation, cellular component: endoplasmic reticulum membrane. Gene Ontology annotation, biological process: phospholipid biosynthetic process; lipid droplet organization; lipid storage. Lineage: Eukaryota; Fungi; Ascomycota; Sordariomycetes; Sordariales; Chaetomiaceae. The transcript is spliced from 3 exons. The record is from RefSeq and is a predicted model, not a curated record. Bases 1 to 1080 code for a protein of 359 amino acids.